This is a messenger RNA of Hermetia illucens (black soldier fly), 591 nucleotides long. RefSeq lists its product as uncharacterized. The record is from RefSeq and is a predicted model, not a curated record. The coding region runs from base 1 to 591 and encodes 196 amino acids. The transcript has a single exon. NCBI's taxonomy places the organism in Eukaryota, Metazoa, Arthropoda, Insecta, Diptera, Stratiomyidae.
AUGACACAGGGCGUCCUAUUAGACAAAAUUUAUGAAUUGUCCGAUAUAUCAGAAAUAAUAAAAAUCAUGCAAAUGAGAAGAUACGAAAACUCCUGCAUUAGGCCAGAGUUUCGAAAAAUUAAAAAUAUUAACUCAGCGAGAAACGUGGAUGCCAUAAAAGAUAAAAAUAGACAGUCCCCAUCUGACUCGAAAGGUUUCUCUCCUAAACGUUAUCAUUCAUUUCAAAAUCAAGGUGAUUCCCAACAAACAAGACAACAGACACAAUACACUACGACAAAUUACAAUAGACGCAACUACUCUAAGGACUAUACCCAGGACAGAAGAAAUAAUCCUCAAUCGGAAACUCAAAACAACUAUAAUAAUAAUAGUAAUCCCAAUGAUAACAAUCAUAAUCGUGAAGAGUACCCUAAUAGAUCAAGACAAUUCAGACGGAGUUCAGGCAAUUCUAGGAUGAAUUCAGGCUGUAGUAGGCAACAGCAGGGGUUACUCCUAUGGAAAUCGAUAAUGUCGAAUCCACUAGUCAAAACAACGAAAAUAGAAAUUCCCAUAGAAGUGAAAAUGGACCCAGAGAACAACCUGAGUCAAACCUAG